GUGUCCCCUGACAAAUCAAUGACCAGGAACCUUUAGCAGACACACUCUACUGCUCCCACCCACACGAAUUUUACAGAAGUUAAAAGUUCCUUUUUUCAUUUUACUGUCAAACAGUAGGCCUCCUUUUAUACCAUUUUGUGUGGCUGAAAUAAAGGCCUCUGAGAGUAUAGCUAAGGCCACGAGCAGAUGCGAUACAACAAGAGUGAGGGAGACAUUUUUUUUUUCUUCAGUCUUCGUUGAGUGAGAGGAAAUUUUGAAACGUUGUGCAAUGGUGCCACAAACGUUUUGAAAGGUUGUAAGAGGGUUUUACCAGCAAAGCGUCUGAAAGUUGGUCCAUUGGACAAAAGGUCUCCAUGUUGCAUCCAUACAGAAUGGAGAGCUACCUCAUCCCUCCUCAGCACACAGACGAAAUGUACGAGUCUGACAUCUACAGACACCCAAUUGCAGAAUAUUAUAAUCCAUAUGUGUUAGAUGCAGAUAUCCAGCCAGAUCACUGGGACUACCACCCUCACCCCCAUGUGCACCCUGUGGAGUUUGAAAACCUCCAGGAGACCAACUUCACAGAGCUGCAGAGCGUGCAGGCACUUCACCCGCCUGGCCUCAUACGACACGACGCCAUAAGAUACGAUGCAGAAAGCCUGCUGGAUUCUAAUCUGGCUGCUCAUCCACAUGUGUUGCAGCAGUCAUUUAAGGUAACAUUUUUCCCGCGGGCAGUCUAUCCACCACACGUGUCCCAGCGCAGCUCUGACGAUGAAGAGCAUGGUGGAAGAAGUCCUCCAUUGGAGGUGUCCGAUGAGGAGCACUCCAGAGAUCGAGUCCCGUAUGUCUCACCAGGAGAGCUGGGCAAUAAGAAGAAGAUCCGUCUGUACCAGUUCCUGCUAGACCUUUUAAGGAAUGGAGACAUGAAGGACAGUAUCUGGUGGGUGGACAGAGACAAAGGGACAUUCCAGUUUUCUUCCAAACACAAAGAGGCCCUCGCACACCGCUGGGGAAUUCAGAAAGGGAAUCGCAAAAAGAUGACCUAUCAGAAGAUGGCUCGGGCUUUGCGCAACUACGGCAAAACUGGAGAGGUGAAAAAGAUCAAGAAGAAGCUGACGUAUCAGUUCAGUGAUGAAGUUCUGGGGAAAAGUCAUCUGGAGAGAAAAACAUUCAUUUAGCAGGUGGUGUCCUUUCUGAUGUAACUGUAGAUAGUUAGUCGCACAGUCUGAUCUAGUAAGUUUUAAGUACAGUGGUUCUAGUCCCCUAAAGAAACUGAUGCAUUAAACUUCCACCAAGCUCUCACCAUUUCCCAAAGAAUCUUUCCUCCAUGCCGUCACUUUGAAACUUUUUUUUGUAAUUUACAAGUGGUUAGUUCAGGAGAAUGUUACCAAACAAGUUCAAGUUUAAGAAUUUCAGCCUUUUAUGGUCAUUUCAGAGGACUUUAGAAAGACAAACUUCAGACGUCCCCCCCCCCCCCCCCCAUCUUUUUCAGGUAAAAUACAAUUUGUGCAAAUUAAACAGUUAAGUCUCCUUAAAAAACUCAUGAUAUGACUUUCAGCAACGACCUGUAAACAUGAUGCCACGAGAUAAAAACACAAGCUUUUAACUUUUUGUAGCAAGGAACUGCCAAAAACAUGAAGGUUGAAUCCCCUGAGGAAGACCUCUGAAGAGGGCUUCACAGUGUUCCUUCAAUAUAUGCAGUGUUCCUCCUUCUACAAUUUUAAUCUCCUGUGUGAAACACGCAAAAGUUCUCGUCUUUGUGUAUCAUUUUUGUGUGUGUGUACAUAGUCUGUUAACGUUGCAAAUUUAUAUUUAAAACAGCCUAAAUGCGAUCAUUGAACAGGAUUAACUGUGAUUAGUUAAUAUAUCAUGUUACAUGCAAAUAUUUACAUAAAAGGAAAGUAACUGUACAAAUAAAUGAAAGUGUCUUUAAUCAAAAA
Molecule: messenger RNA, 1919 nt
Organism: Oryzias latipes (Japanese medaka)
Lineage: Eukaryota; Metazoa; Chordata; Actinopteri; Beloniformes; Adrianichthyidae
Source: RefSeq, a predicted model, not a curated record